Gossypium raimondii (Peruvian cotton) is the source of this 5813-nucleotide messenger RNA. RefSeq names its product putative disease resistance RPP13-like protein 1. The transcript is spliced from 3 exons. Gene Ontology annotation, molecular function: ADP binding. Gene Ontology annotation, biological process: defense response to other organism. The record is from RefSeq and is a predicted model, not a curated record. The coding region runs from base 171 to 3149 and encodes 992 amino acids. Lineage: Eukaryota; Viridiplantae; Streptophyta; Magnoliopsida; Malvales; Malvaceae.
UGUUAAGGGUAGAAAUUACGACGAAAAGAGCUGGCAUUUUCUUUAGAAAUUAUUGUGUAGGAAGAUUCGAAAAUCAAGAGGUAAAAGCAAGAUAGCAAACUUCAUUCACUUCCCUCUACCUUCGCUCAACACUCUUUUCUCAACCUUUCUCUACUCUUAUUCCUUGCAAGAUGGCAACCAAGCUUUUUCUUGAUGCCUUGUCCGCUAUAAAAGAAGUUUUUGUCUCCAAGUUCGUUGACUUUUCCCUUGAGAAGCUGGCCUCAUCCGACCUCCUGCAAUUCGCUGCUCAAAAAAAGGUUCUUGAGGAGAUCCAGAACUUGGAGAAGGAACUGAAGCAGAUCCGUAGGGUGCUUGAUGAUGCUGAAGAGAGACAGAUGAAAGAGCAGCUGGUGAAAGACUGGUUGAUCGACCUCCAAAACUUGGCAUUCGAUGUGGAGGAUGUUUUGGACGAGUUUGCAACCGAAAUUGGCAGGCGCAAUCUGAUGAUGGAACGUCGAGGCAGCUCAAGUAAGAGAUCCAGACUCAAUAUUCCUCAUUCAUUCAAUGAUGUUCUGUUUAACAGAGAUAUAGUGUCCAAGAUAAGAGAUCUUACAGCCAAAUUGAAAGAUUUGGAACCUCAGAGAAACAAGUUAGAGUUAAGAAUGACUGCUUGCGAAAGACCCACUAGACGAGAAGAAAGACUGCAGCCUACUUCUUUGGAGAUUGAAAAUCAUGUGUACGGCAGAGACAAAGACAAACUGACAAUUCUUGAUUUGAUCUUGAAGAGUGAUGACGAAAGAAAAUUUGUGAUUCCCAUCGUUGGGAUGGGUGGGAUUGGUAAGACAACCCUUGCCCAGCUUGUUUACCAUGAUGCUUCCAUUCAACAUCAUUUUCACCUCAAAGCAUGGGCUUGUGUUUCUGAUUAUUUUGAUGUUUUGAGAAUAACGAAAGAAAUCUUGCAAGCAAUCACUUCCGUGUCAUGCAAUGAUAAUGAUCUGAAUAUAGUUCAAGAAAAGUUACAGAAGGAGUUGUCCGGGAAAAAAUUCUUAAUUGUUUUAGAUGAUGUCUGGAAUGAGAAUUAUCAUAACUGGACUAUCUUACAAUCUCCUUUCAAAACGAGGAUUCAAGGAAGCAAAAUUAUUGUGACAACAAGAAACCACGGUGUUUCAUCAACAAUGGGUGCCUUGCAUGCUCAUUCUCUAGAGCUUUUGUCAGAUGAUGAUUGCUUGUCUGUAUUUGCUCAACAUGCAUUGGGAGCAAGGGACUUUGAAGGACAUCCAAGCCUAAAGGAAGUUGCUGAGAAGAUGGUGAGAAAAUGCAAAGGUUUGCCUUUAGCUGCUAAAACCCUCGGUGGCUUAUUGCGCACUAAUGUAGAUCUUCAUGCUUGGGAAGAUAUAUUAGAGAGCGAGAUAUGGAAGCUAUCUAAAGAUCAGUCAAGUAUAAUCCCAGCUCUACAGCUAAGCUACCAUCAUCUUCCUCUACAUUUGAAGCGAUGCUUUAUGUAUUGUGCCAUUAUUCCCAAGGACUGUGAGUUUGAGAAGGAAGAAAUAAUCUUGUUAUGGAGGGCACAAGGGUUUCUACAAGAAGAACCAGAUAAACAGCGCAUCCAUGAUUUGGGUCACAAGUAUUUCAACGACCUAGUGUCAAGGUCCCUUUUCCAAGUGGCCAUUAACAAUAAUUAUGGAUUUGUUAUGCAUGACCUCAUUAAUGAUUUGGCUCAAUCAGUUGCUGGAGAAGUAUGCUUUAAAAUAGAAGGUAGUCGACAAAUUUCGAAGCAUGCUCGCCAUUUAUCUUACAUUGCUGAGAGGUUUGACGGCAUCAAAAAAUUUGAAGGCAUUGAUGAAGCGCAACAUUUACGAACCUUUCUUCCAUUAAGCUUUUCUUCGGGCUUUCUAUGUGAUAACUAUCUAACCAAUCAUGUCCUAACGAAUUUGUUGCCAAACUUGCGAUGCUUGAGGGCACUUUCUUUGGAAGAGUACCAAAUCGCCAUGUUACCAGAUUUUGUGGGAGAUUUGAAACUCUUAAGGUACCUAAACUUUUCUAAGAAUAGAGUUAUUAAAUGCUUGCCGGAAUCAGUUAGUAACCUUUACAAUUUAGAAACCUUUUUAUUAAAGGGGUGUUGGAACCUUGAGAAGUUACCGUCUGAGAUGGAAAAGUUGGUCAACCUAUGCUAUCUUGAUAUCACUGGUGCAUAUUACUUAAAAAGCAUGGCAAGCAACUUUAGCAGGCUAACUAAUCUUCAAAAACUUUCCACUUUUGUUUUGGGUAAAGAGAAGGGACAUAAAAUAGGGGAGCUAAUGAAUUUGUCAAAUCUCAGGGGUGAACUUUGUAUUUCAGGAUUACAGAAUAUAGCUGAGCCUCAAGAUGCAUGGAUGGUUAGAUUAUCUGAUAAGUCGAGACUUGAGAAUUUAGAAUUGCAGUGGAGCGAAGGCUUUGAGAAUAGAAGAGAAGAAGUCGAGAAAAAGGUGUUGGAUGGACUUCAACCUUCUAAGAAGCUCAUGGAGCUCAGCAUUAAGUUCUAUUGUGGUGAAAUGUUGGCAAAUUGGGUGGGAGAUUCAUCCUUCAAUUGUUUACAAUCUUUAUGCCUUGAUGAUUGUAGAAAUUUAUUGUCAUUGCCAUCAAUUGGGAAAUUGCCAUUGUUGAAAGAGGUACGUAUUAAAGGAUUGUGGAAUGUAAGGACUGUGGGAGUUGAGUUCUUUGGAGAGAAUACGACCAACACAUUUUCUUCAUUGGAGAUUUUAGAGUUUGUGGACAUGCUUAAUUGGGAGAAGUGGAACUUGUGUGAAGUUGAUGAGGAAGCUAGGAAAUUCCCUAAACUUCGUGAACUCGUUAUUGAAAAUUGUCCCUCAUUGUUAGGGAGUAUGCCGGAAUACCUUCCUUCUUUGAAGAAACUUGCAAUUCGUAGUUGCUGGCAGUUGAGAAUUUCUGUUCAAAACUUUCCAUUGCUUUCAGAAUUAGAAAUUCAUGAUUGCCAUAAGGUAAUUUUUGUAGAUUAUAGCUCUACAAAAAAUAUCUCGUUUGUAGGGAUUUUCAAGUUACGUUGGGGAGCAGAAUGCUUGAGGUUAAGAUCAAUAAAAGUGGAAUCGUUUGAGAUUGGUGAUUGUGAGGAGUUGUGCUCUUCUCGAGAGAACAAUUGGGGAUUGCUAAUUCGAUCCAUGUCCCCCCGAUAAUUGAGAAUUGUAAAUUGCCACGAACUUUUAUCCAUAGCAACAGAAGAGGAAAGAGAAGAAUUGAUGCAAUGGAAUAUUCCUUCUAGCAUUGUAAAUAUGACAAUAGAGAAUUGUGAAUGUCUAGAAAAACUAUCGACAACCCUGUACUCCCUCACAUUACUUAUGGUAUUAGAGCUUGACGGUUGCCCAAACUUGAUUUCUCUUGCAAGGAGCAAUUUACCUUCGAAUCUGGAAGUGCUAAUCAUUGGAAGUUGUGAAAAUUUGCAAUGUUUGUUGUUGGAUGAAGGAGAGGAUGUUGACUCCAACAAUGCAUGUGUUCUUCAGGAGUUGGGUAUUUCCGAUUGUGAAUCUCUAAAGAGAAUAAAUAGAAGUGUGUUGCCCUCCACACUGAAAGAACUUGAUAUAAACAAGUGUCCAAAGCUAGAGUCCAUAUCCCAAGAAAUUCAAGAUAACUCUUCUCUUGAAUCUAUUAAAAUCUGUGGAUGUGAUAUGCUUAAGGGUUUACCUCAAGGAUUGAACAAGCUCAAUCAUUGCAAGAGAUUAGUCAUAAAGGAUUGUUCAAAUUUGAUUUCCUUAGGAGAGAGUGGUUUGCCCACCACACUGGAAGUACUUGAAAUAAAGAAGUGUCCAAAACUAGAGUCCAUAUCCCAAGAAAUUCAAGAUAACUCUUCUCUUGAAUCUAUUGAAAUCUGUGAAUGCCAUAUGCUUAAGGGUUUACCUCAAGGAUUGAACAAGCUCAAGCAUUGCAAGAGAUUAGUCAUAGAGUAUUGUUCAAAUUUGAUUUCCUUAGGAGAGAGUGGUUUGCCCACUACAAACCUUGAAGAGCUCCGCUUCAGCUCUUGUAGAAGUGUCCAAGCUUUGCCCGGGAAUAUGCACAGUCUCAACGCUCUAAAACAAUUAGAAAUAAGAGGUUGUCCAAAUGUGACAUCCAUUCUGGAAGAGGGGAUUCCUACCAAUCUCACAUCGCUUACAAUUGGUGGACCCAAUAUCUGGAAGGCAAUACUUGAGAGGGAUUUGCAUACACUCACUUGUCUUAAAUCUCUCUCCAUAUCCAAUGGGUGUCCAGAUGCAGUGUCAUUUCCUCAAGAUGAGAUAGGAGUCACACUGCCCUCCUCUCUCACCUAUCUCCACAUCUCGGAUUUCCCAAAACUGGAGAGCCUAUCCUCCAAUGGCUUUCGCAAUCUCACUUCUCUCCAGCGCUUGACUAUUGAAAAAUGCCCAAACCUCAAUACUCUUCCGGGAAACAAUAUGCUUUCUUCGCUUUUGGAGCUAAAUUUUUGGGGGUGUCCAAUGAUGGAAGAACGGUGCAAAAGGGAUAAAGGACCUGAGUGGUCCAAAAUUACCCACAUACCUUGUGUUGCUGUACGCACGUUCUUUAGAGACACAAUAAUUUAAGAAUCAAAUUUGCAGUUGUUCCUCCGUCAAAUGUGACAAAACAGCCUUUCCAACCAAAUGAUGCAAAACUGAUGAAGAACUAAAGAUCAUUGAUGUUAGUUUAGCAGGAAUUUGGCCGACAAUCAGAGGAUGUCACAGGUUUGUGAUAAUUGGAAAUACUCCUCAAUUUAUUUGUUAUUAAGAGGAAUUUGGCUGAAAUCCAAUGCAGAGGAUGUCUGAGGACUCCUUGGGGAAAUGCAGACCUUUUCUCCAGCGAAAGAGUUGAGCUGAUUCAACUCCUAAUUUCAUAGGCUUUUGCUUGGAUGAGCUUUACAUGGGUACCCUCCCAUUGUACCAAAAGCUUUUGUCUUUCCAUACCAUGCCUCUAAUUCUGUAUAGCUUGUGGAUCUUCGGCAUCAAAGUCUGUCUCUAUUGUUGGGAUUCCUCGAACUUUCUCUAUUAUGUUCUGUAAUAAUCACUUCUCGAUGAUAGCUAAAGUAGAGUUAUGUAUUUAUUGUGAUCAUGUAGCCACACUUCUAUAUUAUAGUGAAAUUUUUGAGUGGACUGUCAAGUCCCGUGGUUUUUACCCUUUGAUUUAAAGGGGUUUUUCCACGUAAAAUUUUGGCGUGUCUGGUGUGAUUGAUGCUUUGUGAUCAUUCUUGGCUGCUUCUGUGUUUUUUUGGAGAUUAUUUUGAGCUAUUUCUGCUAUCGUAAUUACCAAAAAAGAGUUGUAGUCAUGCUUGUAUCUCUUCAAUUGUGGAGCAGAGCAUUCUAUGAAAAUAAAUAAAACAUCAUCAAAUACGAGAAGCUGCAAAUCAAACUUCACAUCUGAGAUUGAAGUCUCUUUGAUUCACUGAUCCAUCUCCUACAAUUAUAAAAUGAAUCAUUUUCUUAAAUAUAAUUUAGUCAUCCUAUAACAUCCGUUUAAAAUAAAGUAUGGGUAACUAACAUACAGGAUAACCAGCAGACUGCAAUUUGAUAGAAACAGCCGAAUGAAACCAUGGAAGAAGCGAAGAACUACUCCAGAAGCUUGUUUGAAAGUUAAUGGGUUAGUAAAGGAGACUCUUUUUGCCAUAUCCAAACCAUCUAUUUUUCUAAACUACAACUACGUUUGAAUACUUGAGGCCAUCUAGUCUGCUAUCCUAACUCGACCUCGUAGAUUGUGCUGGUAAUUUGUUAAAAACAUGGAGGCUGCAGUCAUCGAGCUCCAACUUUCAUGUUAUCCUCACUACCUUAAGAUCAUGCCUCAGAGAAGCCUAGAGAGGUAAAGGGGAAACACAACAUCAUACA